ACCCUAGCUCUGAGAAAGCUCGAGCGCGGCCGAGCAGGAGAGAGUGGCAGUGAAUGUGUCUGCGGCAGCCUUUUAGCGUUAAAAAACCACAAACUACGGCCGGAGAAAGGAGGACCAAAUCCCGCUGCAGCGAGAGACGACCUCGGCAGACCACAUGGACUAUGAUAGAAUCUAAACAGAGGCUGGUAACGGUGCGCUGUUUGGACGACAAGCGGUUUAUUGAACAUCUGUAGAGCAUAUAAUGAGGGCAUCCGCUAUUCUUUACGGUGGUUUUUCCUCCGAGGUUUAGUUAUAGACGCAGAGUGACACUAUUUAUACGUGCAUCGCUUUUAGACAUCCUCUCGAGGAAAAAGACGCGCCGAGGGAACACAUCCUGCAGACAUUUAGUUAAUUCCCUGCAGUGAAGUCAUCUGAGAAGAAGACACGUCUUAAUCAUCUCUAGUUUAACACAGUUUCGCGAGGAAAAUCGGCAUUCCCCUUCCAUCGGCUCCUCUUGUGGGCAUUUCCCCCCUCCCUCCCCACCAGCCACCAGUUUAAAGGAUGCCGGAUCAAAUAUCGGUGUCCGAGUUUCUCUCGGAGACGACAGAGGAUUACAAUUCCCCGACAACAUCCAGCUUCACCACCCGGCUGCAGAGCUGCAGGAACACCGUGAAUGUGCUGGAGGAGGCGUUGGACCAGGACCGAACCUCCCUGCAGAAGGUGAAGAAAUCAGUGAAGGCCAUCUACAAUUCUGGACAAGACCACGUCCAGAAUGAAGAGAACUACGCUCAGGCUCUGGACAAAUUCGGCAGCAACUUCAUUAGCCGCGACAACCCCGACCUGGGAACGGCUUUUGUCAAGUUCUCCUCCCUCACCAAGGAGCUGUCUACCCUGCUGAAGAACCUGCUCCAGAGCCUCAGCCACAAUGUGAUCUUCACCCUGGACUCGCUGCUGAAGGGCGAUUUGAAAGGCGUUAAAGGGGACAUAAAGAAGCCCUUCGACAAAGCAUGGAAAGACUACGAGGCCAAGUUUACAAAGAUCGAGAAGGAGAAGCGAGAGCACGCCAAGCAACACGGAAUGAUCCGCACUGAGAUCACCGGGGCUGAAAUCGCCGAGGAGAUGGAGAAGGAGAGGCGUCUCUUUCAGCUCCAGAUGUGCGAGUACCUGAUCAAAGUAAAUGAGAUCAAGACCAAGAAAGGAGUGGACCUCCUCCAGAACCUGAUUAAGUAUUACCACGCACAGUGCAAUUUCUUCCAAGAUGGCUUGAAGACGGCCGAUAAGCUGAAGCAGUACAUCGAGAAGUUGGCAGCUGAUCUCUACAAUAUCAAACAAACUCAGGAUGAGGAGAAGAAGCAGCUGACUGCCCUGCGCGAUCUGAUCAAGUCCUCCCUCCAGCUGGACCAGAAGGAGUCUAGAAGAGACUCGCAGAGUAAGCAGGGUGGCUACAGCAUGCACCAGCUGCAGGGAAACAAGGAGUUCGGCUGUGAGAAGAAAGGCUACCUGCUGAAGAAGAGUGAUGGGCUGAGGAAGGUGUGGCAGAGGAGGCAGUGCUCAGUGAAGGGGGGCAUGCUCACCAUCUCUCAUGCCACAUCCAACAGGCAGCCGGUCAAACUCAACCUGCUCACCUGCCAGGUCAAACCGAGCACUGAGGACAGGAAGUGCUUCGAUCUCAUUUCACAUAACCGGACGUAUCAUUUCCAAGCUGAAGAUGAACAGGAGUUUGUCAUCUGGAUCUCGGUGCUGACCAACAGUAAGGAGGAGGCCUUGAACAUGGCGUUCCGUGGCGAGCAGAGCAGCGGAGGCGAGGAUGGUUUAGAGGAUCUGACUAAAGCCAUCAUCGAAGACGUGCUGCGCAUGCCAGGCAACGAGUUCUGCUGCGACUGCGGAGCUGCAGAUCCUAAGUGGCUGUCCACCAACCUGGGGAUCCUGACCUGCAUCGAGUGCUCUGGCAUCCACCGAGAGAUGGGAGUCCACAUCUCCCGCAUCCAGUCCAUGGAGCUCGACAAGCUAGGAACUUCAGAACUCUUGCUGGCCAAGAAUGUAGGCAACAGUAGUUUCAAUGAGAUCAUGGAGGGAAACCUCUCUUCCCCUUCACCAAAGCCCACUCCAUCCAGUGACAUGACUGUGAGGAAGGAGUUCAUCUACGCUAAGUAUGUGGACCACAAGUAUGCGAGGAAGACGUGCACGUCUGCGUCAGCUAAAAUGAUCGAGCUGUUUGAGGCGGUUGAGUCCAGGGAUCUGCUGUCCCUCAUCCAGGUCUAUGCAGAGGGGGUUGAACUUAUGGAUCCGCUCCCAGAGGUUGGAUCGGAAUCCGGAGAGACGGCACUGCACUACUCUGUACGGACUGCUGACCAGACCUCCCUGCACUUAGUGGACUUCCUUGUGCAGAACAGCGGUAACCUGGAUAAGCAGACGGAGUGGGGGAACACGGCCCUUCAUUACUGCAGCAUGUACGAGAAGCCCGAAUGCCUCAAGUUGCUCCUGAGGGGCAAGCCGGCGACUGAUAUCACCAAUCAGAACGGAGAGACUGCGCUGGAUGUUGCCAGGCGACUGAGGAACACUCAGUGUGAGGAGGCACUGGUGCAGGCUGCAGAGGGGAAGUUCAACCCCCACAUCCAUGUGGAGUACGAGUGGAGCCUCAGACUGGAGGAGAUGGACGAGAGCGACGACGACCUCGACGAUAAGCCCAGUCCCAUCAAGAAGGACCGGAGCCCGAGGCCUCAGAGCUUCUGCCACUCCUCCAGCCUCUCCCCCCACGACAAGCUCUCCCUGCCGGGCUUCAUCAGCCAGCGGGACAAACAGCAGCGUCUGUCCUACAGCGCCUUCACCAACCAGAUGUACAGCGCCUCCACCGACCUCACCUCCUCCCCCGUGGCCGACGGGCCGCCGCUGCCACCUAGGAACCAGGGGAAAGCUCCACACUUGGCAUUCCUCGGCUCUCAUUCGCACUACGCUACACUGGCUGGCACCCGACCAUACAUCACUCCUCCCCCAUCUGGCACUCCCUCUACACUCACACCGGGAGGCAGCUCCACCCUGUCCAAGAAGAGACCUCCGCCCCCACCUCCUGGACACAAACGCACCCUGUCUGACCCACCCAGCCCGCUCUCUCACAGUCCACACAGUAAAGGGGGCUUGACUGGGGGGAGCGACUCCACCCCUCCUCCUGUCAGCAAGAUGUCUCCUGUUUCUAACAAGUUUGAAGGAAUUCCUCAGCAGCAAAGCACUACUUCAAGCAACACAAAGUCUACACUUGGUCCACGGGUUCUUCCCAAACUACCUCAGAAAGUGGCAUUGCGGAAGAUUGACACCAUACACCACCCGUCUAUGGAUAAGCCCAGCCUCCCUCCAGAGGUCUUCCAGAAGUCCCCGCCGGCGACUGACACCCCGCAGAAGGCUCCUCUGGCGGACAGGCCUCAGCCGGGAGACCUGCCCCCCAAACCGCAGCUGUCUGAACUUCCUCCUAAACCUGGAGAACUUCCACCGAAGCCGCAGCUCUCAGACCUCCCUCCUAAGCCUCAGCUGGGCGAUCUCCCGCCGAAACCCCAGCUCAAAGACCUGCCUCCCAAGCCGCAUCUCGCCGACAUCCCCCCCAAACCCGGAACAGCCGAGUCCACUCCCAGGCCGCCUCCCGGUGAGACGGUGCAAAGGCCUCAAACGCAGCCUCCGCCUCCACCUCAAGCUCAGCCUCAACCGCAACCUCAGCCUCAAGACUCACCGUCACCUAAUCAGCAGGCCACUAUAGGGACCCCCACCCAACAAGCUGCUGAAGACACCAAUGGGACCCCAGCGGGGACUGCGGAGACACCAGUGCCCCUGCCGAGGAAGAUCAACACGGGGAAGAGCAAAACCCGUCGGGUGAAGACGAUCUACGACUGCCAGGCUGACAAUGAUGACGAACUGACUUUUGCUGAAGGAGAGGUGAUAAUAGUUACAGGAGAAGAGGAUCAGGAGUGGUGGAUCGGGCACAUUGAAGGAGAGCCGGACAGAAAAGGGGUGUUCCCCAUGUCUUUUGUGCACAUCCUGAGUGACUGACAGUCGGAGAGACUUGCACUACACCUCUCCCUAAAUUGGGAGGCCCUGUAAAUAGCUAUCAUAACACCUCUUGUCACACGACAAGUGUCCUAAAAGAAGAAGAAAAAAAAACGCAACAAAGAAGAAACCCGAGAAGGCUCAUCUAGCCGUGGAUGCCUCAUCCAUGCUGUACAAAGAAUGUGUGUAUUCUUCCUUUACCAGUAUUAUCUUAACCCUAUAGCACGGCUGUGACGAAGCCACUCUCAAAACCCUAGCACUUACCUAAAGUCUAUGUUUAUGCUGUUACUGUGUAUAUAUGUAUGUAAAUAUAUAUAUUUGUGUGUGUGAGUGUACAUACAUGUUUUAUUGUACAAAACAUGUACCAUUGCUCUCUCUCUCUGUCUACCGGUCCCAUUAGGCGUCAGGGCGGUAGACUUUGAAUUUUAUCUGUAUUGAUUUUACUGGCCCUCAAGUAAUUAUCAGCUUAUAUUUCUGGGGGGGAAAAAAGGACAAAUAAGAAUUGGAAUGUGAAAUAGGUCAUGUCACUAUUUGUCUCUUGCAUCCCUGUUUACCACCAUAGUUGAACGAAGAGGCUUGAGUCUCCCACAGAU
Anarrhichthys ocellatus (wolf-eel) is the source of this 4604-nucleotide messenger RNA. RefSeq names its product ArfGAP with SH3 domain, ankyrin repeat and PH domain 1b (gene asap1b). The transcript is spliced from 30 exons. Gene Ontology annotation, molecular function: protein binding; GTPase activator activity. Lineage: Eukaryota; Metazoa; Chordata; Actinopteri; Perciformes; Anarhichadidae. Gene Ontology annotation, biological process: positive regulation of GTPase activity. Gene Ontology annotation, cellular component: cytoplasm. Bases 541 to 4014 code for a protein of 1157 amino acids. The record is from RefSeq and is a predicted model, not a curated record.